CCUGGAUGCAACGUGGGGUUGAUCAGGAGGACUUUCCUGGAUUUCUUCAGGCUCUGGAUACCCUGGGGAUUCCCAGACAGAACUAAGGGGCCAGGGGGAAACCCAGAGCCUACACAGACCCAGAAGGCAAAGCAGAGGGAAGUGAGAGGUCGGGCUCCAGCUGAAAGCCUGGGUCACCCAGGUCUCAUUGGCCUCUAUCUUCAUUCCCCUGACCAUCCAAAGCCAUGUCUGUGCCCAGACAGCUUCGAGAGGAGAGUGACUUUGAGCAGCUCCCCGAUGACGUGCCAGUAUCGGCCAACAUCGCUGACGUCGAAGAGAAGACGGGUUUCACCAGCCACUUUGUGUUUGUCAUUGAGGUCAAGACAAAAGGGGGAGCCAAGUACCUCAUUUACCGCCGAUACCGCCAAUUCUAUGCCCUACAGACCAAACUGGAGGAGAGGUUUGGGCCCGAGAGCAAGACGGCCCCCUUUGCUUGCACGCUCCCAACCCUGCCAGCUAAGGUUUAUGUUGGUGUGAAGCAGGAAAUCGCUGAGAGCAGGAUCCCAGCCCUCAACUAUUAUAUGAAGAAACUUCUCAGCCUGCCUCCUUGGGUACUGAUGGAUGAAGAUGUCCGGAUCUUUUUCUACCAGACUUCCUAUGAUUCUGAGCAGAUCCCCCAGGCAUUGAGACGGCUCCGGCCUCGGACCCGAAGAGUCAAGAACAUCUCCUCUCAGGCUCCUGGUUUUGACCGUCUGGGUACCCCAUGUGCUGAGGCUCUGUUCGAUUUUACUGGAAACAGCAAACUGGAGCUGACAUUCAAGGCCAAAGACAUGAUCUUCCUGUUGAGCCGAGUCAACAAGGAUUGGCUGGAGGGCACUAUCCAUGGGGCCACAGGGAUCUUCCCAGUGUCCUUUGUGAAGAUCAUCAAGGACUUCCCAGAAGAGGAUGAUGGCCUCACAAACUGGCUGCGAUGCUACUAUUAUGAAGACACAGUGAGCACCAUCAGAGACAUUGCUGUAGAAGAGGACCUCAAGAGCACCCCGUUGUAUAAAGACUUGAUGGAGCUAAUGAGGCAAGAGUUCCAUCGCAGCGACAUUGCUCUGAAUUACCGGGACAGCCAGGGGGACCUGGUGAGGCUGCUGUGUGACCAGGACGUGGAGCUGAUGGUGAAGCAGGCCUGGGCCCACCCCUCACAAAAGCGGCUCUUCCCCUGGAAGCUCCAUAUCACACAGCAGGAUGACCUCCAUGUGUACAACACAGCCCCUUGAGCUGGUGGGAAGGAGGCCAACCAUCCCCUCCUCUGGCACCUUCCCCAGCCAGGGCUCCUCCUGCUCCAGGUGCUCUGCUCCCAUGCCAUCUCCCCCCGACCUUCCGCAGCCUCAUUGAAAUAAACAGCUGGGGCAGCUAGGUGGCAUAACCCUGGAUUCAGGAGGACGUGAGUUCAAACUUGGCCUCAGACACUUGACACUUACUAGCUGUGUGACCCUGGGCGAGUCACUUAACCUCAAUAGCUUCACCAAAAUAAAUAAAUAAAUUAAAUUAAAUAAACAGCUGAGAGUCUGCAGCAUCAUCCCAAAGAAGCCCAGCAUUGGAGCCGAGAGAUGGAUGCUUGGGACUUCCAUCCAUAUACCUUUUUGCUUCCCUUAGACCAGAGAAUAUCAGAGCUGAUAAAGCUUGGGUUCAAGUACUAUAUCUGAUGCUUUCUCCCUGCAUGACUCUGUGCAAAUCAUCUCCCCUUUCUGGGCCUCAGUUUCUUCAUCUGUAAAAUAGGGGGUUAGACUAGGUGGCCUCUGAGGGCUAUUUCAGCUCUAAAUCUACAACCUAUGGAUCCUAUUCUCUGAUCUAAGGGACUUUAAAUAAAUGCAGGGAAAAGGGGGUUAGGUUCAAUGAGCUAUCCAAGUAGAUCCGGAUGUUGUCAGAGGGUUCCUGGCCUUUACAAGGUCACCACCCUCUGAGAGAAGGGGUACAAAUGUAAUAGCAACCCACACUUUAGAACUAGGGUUCACAUUUCAGAGCAGAGUGUGGAAACUCCUCAUUUAACAGUUGAGGAAACUGAGGUCCAGAGAGGAAGCCACCAUAGGAUUAUUGACUUAGAGCUGGAAGGGGCCCUGCUGGCCAUCCGGCCCAACCCCCUCAUUUUACAAAUAAGGAAACUGAGGCCCAUAAAGAUCAUAGGGUCUUAGAUCCAAGACUGGAGAGGAGCUCAGAAGUUGGCUACAUCAUUGCCCGCACUUUACAUAGCAGAAAACAAAAAGGUCAAAGUGCAAUGACUUGCCCGAAAUCACACAAGGAGUAAGGAACAGAGAUGUUUGAACUCCAAUCUUCUGAAUUCUUGCCCCAUGCUCUCUUUAUUGUUUCCCUCUUCAUAGGCAAAGAAACAGACUCAGAGUCUCUUGUCCAAGGUCACUUUCAAAAGGAAGUUAGAAUCAGCAGGAUGGAUGGGGGUGGGGGAGGCCUGGGCUCUUUUGUUCCCUGAAGCAGUUUGUCUCUAAUUUGCUGAGUCCCCAGUUAGAGCUGUGGUCAUUUCUGGGCUCUUUCCAUAUUUUCAGAGCCUGGCUCCUUAGUCAAAAAAAAGGGAAAAAACCCAAAAAAGCAGGUGUCUGCUCUGACUCUGCUGGGGCCUUCAAGGCUCAGCCAGACUGGAGACCGCUGAUGCAUGGGCAGAUGGUGGCAGCUUUCCAGUGGGCAGGGGCUGUUUUCAAGGCUCAGACCUUUCUGUACAUUGAUUGAUGGGCCAGAGCUUUGUUGCUGCCUCUCUCGCAACAUUUUCUAGAAUCCAUCAGUGAGUUUUCCAGAGGGAAGGAGCAAAUUGUUUUCCUGUUUGCUUGAUGGAGGACAGUUCUAACUUAGGGGGAAAAGCUCAUAUUGGAACUAUCCAAGUAGAGUUCCUCUGGCCUUGACUGAUGCUCUCCUCUGAAGCUUCAGCUUGGCUCUACGAGGCUCUUGCCAGUGGAUCAAAAGUGCUGGUGGACUCUUUUGAAUACAAACCUGGCAAAUGGAACCUAUCUCUUGUCCCAGGUGUGACCUUGCUAAGACAGGGAGGCUCAUUGCCAGAAAGUUGGUCAUCAAUGGAUGAAUUAUUUUGUUAUAACAAACAUUUUUAUUUAAAGUUUUAAGUUCUAAUUUGUAUCCCCCCUUCCCUCCCUCUCCCCCCUCCCCAAGGCAGUAAGCAAUCAGAUAUGGAUUCUACAUGUGCA
This is a messenger RNA of Dromiciops gliroides (monito del monte), 3176 nucleotides long. It is a transcript of the gene NCF4, whose product is annotated as neutrophil cytosolic factor 4. Bases 225 to 1247 code for a protein of 340 amino acids. Gene Ontology annotation, biological process: phagocytosis; superoxide anion generation; respiratory burst. Gene Ontology annotation, molecular function: superoxide-generating NADPH oxidase activator activity; protein binding; phosphatidylinositol binding. The transcript is spliced from 10 exons. Gene Ontology annotation, cellular component: NADPH oxidase complex. NCBI's taxonomy places the organism in Eukaryota, Metazoa, Chordata, Mammalia, Microbiotheria, Microbiotheriidae. The record is from RefSeq and is a predicted model, not a curated record.